This is a messenger RNA of Bicyclus anynana (squinting bush brown), 2757 nucleotides long. RefSeq names its product origin recognition complex subunit 1 (gene Orc1). Lineage: Eukaryota; Metazoa; Arthropoda; Insecta; Lepidoptera; Nymphalidae. The record is from RefSeq and is a predicted model, not a curated record. The transcript has 9 exons. The coding region runs from base 71 to 2470 and encodes 799 amino acids. Gene Ontology annotation, biological process: DNA replication initiation; mitotic DNA replication checkpoint signaling. Gene Ontology annotation, molecular function: chromatin binding; ATP binding; ATP hydrolysis activity. Gene Ontology annotation, cellular component: nuclear origin of replication recognition complex.
AUUUCAAAACGAAAACAAAGUUAACCUCAACGACGAUAAAGUUUUAAAUUAAAUUUAAUACGUUAAAAAAAUGCCGAGACGAAAACCUAUUAUUAAAAGUGUUACAUGGCUGAGUAAAGAAAUACCAAAUGACCAAAACUUGAACACCUUCUUUCAUUAUUACCAGAGGUUCCAGUUUAAAGAGAUCGUAUGUGAAGUUGGCGAUUAUGUGCUGGUUUCGAACGCUGACGCCGCAGAACCCGACACCGAGGGAGGUUGUGACGCUGCGAAGAUAUUGGGGCUGUAUGAAGACAGGUCCAAUAACAGUGACCCUUUCAGAGCUAAACUGCAAUGGUACUCAAAACCAGACGACUUACCUAAGGGCUGCGUUAAUCCGUCUGAACCUAUUAACUUUUAUAGUAAAGAGGUAGUAGAAGAUCAUCGCCCAUUUGACACAGAUGUAUCUAUUGAGACAUUCUUUAAAAAAUGCAACAUAAUAUUGACUGUAACGAAAGACACUGACGAUAUACUGAGGAAAGAGAAAUACACCUAUAUUUGCAGAUACAGGCUAAUACCAGCCGGCCGACGUAAAACAUACUUAGAACCUGUUUUAGAAGAGGAGAGAAAGGCUCUGCAACUCCUAUGUACUCCUAGUAAAAAUAUGACACCAAAGACCCCUAAAACUCCAAGCAGCUUAGUCAAAAGAAUGGGACGAAUUUCUAUAUCAGAAAGAAAUUGGAGUGUCACAAAGAAUGAUGGUACUAAAUUGCUUCUUAAAAGAGCUAUCUUAGCUGACAAGAAUGAUAAGGUCACACCCAAAAACACCCCUAAAAGUUCCGAAUCAACACCUAUUGUUGAAAUACCUGCAACACCAAAAAGUUCUUCGCUAAUAGAAACUCCAAAAAGUUCCAAGAAACUCAAUAAAAACAACAUAGAAGAGAUCCUGUCAAUGGAACUUAAAGAAAAUUCUGACGAUGAACUGCCUACACUUAUUAUUAGACAACAUUCAACAGCUACACCAAAAAGGAAAACACCUCAACGUAAAAUGUAUGAUGAAACUCCAAAGAAAGUCCUAGUUUUUGAAGAAGAGAAGGAAACUCAUGUGACACGGUCGGGGCGUGUCACAAGGAACCCUGUAACCUAUCUUGAACAAGAAUUGUCUCCUGUCAAAAGAAAUCCAAGAAGAGCAGUUAAAAUGGAUUCAGAUAGUGAGGAUGAUUUUAAACCUGCACCUAAAACACCUAAGAUGCCUAGGACUCCAAAAACUCCUAAAACGCCUAGGACUCCUAGAACCCCUAGAGCGUCAAUAGCUAGAACGCCUAAAAGUGUUACAAAGAGAAUAUUAACAAGUGAACUUACACCUACUUUGCACAGUAGGGCUCACUCCGUGGACAAUAUUGAUGAAUUGCUAUCAGAAAACAAAUCCCUGCCAGGAAGAGAAAAUCAGUUGCAUGAAAUACUAUCAUUUGUGAGGAGUAAACUGUUGCAUGGUACAAGUGGGUGCAUGUAUAUAUCAGGCGUGCCCGGCACCGGCAAGACGGCGACGGUGAACUCAGCACUGAAGGUGCUCAAGGAGGAACAGGAGCUGCCCGACUUCCAGCUGGUGGAGGUGAACGGCAUGAGGAUUGCGGAGCCACGGCAGGCGUACGUGCAGAUAUAUAAGCAACUAACAGGCAAAUCUGUGGUGUGGGAACAAGCCUGCGCCCUGUUGGAGAAACGCUUCACAAAUCCUGGGCCUCGGAGGACUCCAACCGUCUUAGUUGUAGAUGAGCUGGACGCACUAUGCAACCGUAGACAGGACGUCCUCUACAGCAUAAUGGAGUGGGCGGCACACAACACAGCAUUACUGACAGUGCUAGCAGUGGCCAAUACCAUGGACCUGCCAGAGAGAGCCCUAGCAGCCCGCGUGGCCUCCCGCCUUGGCCUCACUCGGCUGACCUUUCCACCAUACACUCACACUCAACUGCAAUGCAUUGUUGCCACCAGGCUUGCUGGAGCCAACGUCACGCCUGAUGCAGUGCAACUGAUCGCCAGAAAAGUGGCGGCCGUAUCGGGCGACGCGCGGCGAGCGCUGGCGCUGUGCGGGCGCGCGCUGGAGAUAGCCGCGCCGCAGUGCGCCGGGCUGCGGGCGGUGCAGCUGGCUCUGGACGAGGCCGCCUCCAGCGCCACCGUGCGCGCCAUACGGAGCUGCUCCGCGGCCGAGAGGCUCCUGCUGCGCGCCACGGCUGCCGAGGUUGAACGAACGGGUUCAGACGAAACAACACUUUCCCGUGUACUGGCGACGGCAGCGGCGAUCGUAGCACUGGACGGUCGUCCGUACAGAUCCGCUACCAGCAUCCGGGCGCCCACUCCAUCACAAGCGCAGGCUAUAUGUGCUAGACUCGCUGCCAUCAAAUUGCUACUGAUGGAACCGAAGCCGUCUGAACCUAGGCUACUGUUGAAUGUCAGCGCCGACGAUGUUCAUUAUGCUACUAGAGAAAUUACCGCGUAAUCAGUCGACAUUUGUGAUAUAUGACAUGUUCAAUAUUCUACUAAAUAAAUCAAUGUGUGAUAUUUUGUAAAAUUUGACAUUUUCUGAAUUAUUUUCUUAAUAUCAGUUCAGACAAUUUUAAUGUCAACUGAAAUUAAAAUUGUCACCACUAAAUACUACUACUGUGUAAUACUAUGACAUUUCAUAAUUUGUUACUACUUUGAGUUUGACUAGAUAGUAUAAUUAGGAUUAAGAUUAUAAGUAAUUAUUAUUAUUUAUUUAAAAAAUAAAACAGAAAUAAGCAAUUA